CUUUUGAUUCUACGGCGUGAUUAUUUAGUUGUUUGAUAUUUACAGAUUCUUUUAAUCAAGUAAAAAUGGAUGGCAGUAAUUUGGGGGCGGCAGCCCAAGGACAGGCUCAGAUUCCUGGCCAGGUUAUGGGCGGCGUUGCGGCGGCGGCUGCGGGAACAGAAGGCAGUGAUUGGAGGAAUCAUCUAUCAGCGACUUCUAGACAGAAGAUUGUAAACAAGAUAAUGGAGCAUCUCAAGAUGUAUCUUCCUUUCUCUGGAGAACUAGACGAACUUAAACGACUAGCUGUUAAUUUUGAGGAGAAGAUGUACACGAAAGCAACAAGUCAGUCGAAUUACUUGAUGAUGAUAAGUGUGAAAAUGCUGACAAUGGAUGCAAAAUCCCGGGAUUCUUCGGCAAAUUCUCGUCAGUCGUCUAAUGCUGCAAGAAAUAGCGAAAACCCCCAAGAACCAGCAUCUCAAAGCGUGCAAAUCCAAAUGCAAAAUCGCGUUCAGCAACUACAGGCUCCAAUGGUUUCGGAUGAAUCUCAAAUGCAGACUCGUCGCGGAUAUGAGGCGGAUAUAGCCCAGUUGCUACAAGAUCUACUCCUGAAGGACUCCGAAGUGUAACGUGUUUUCGU
Molecule: messenger RNA, 616 nt
Organism: Erythranthe guttata (spotted monkey flower)
Lineage: Eukaryota; Viridiplantae; Streptophyta; Magnoliopsida; Lamiales; Phrymaceae
Biological process (GO): regulation of DNA-templated transcription
Molecular function (GO): chromatin DNA binding; transcription coactivator activity
Source: RefSeq, a predicted model, not a curated record